UUCUCUUCUCCACCUCCCCUCCCCCCAAUCCCACAAACAAACAAACAAUCAAAUCCAUACCCACAACCAGCCAACACCCAAGGAAUGGCUGACAGACAGUCUGCAUAUACCGUCAGCCUGUUCGGCACCCAGGCUGGCGACGAUCACCAGGAUGGCGGCUCCCCGUCCCGUGUGCAGCAGGCCCUCGUCGACUUUGUCAUGGACUUCCACCUGGACAAUGUCUUCAUCUACAGAGACCAGAUCCGGGAGAAUGUGCUGGUCAAGCAAUAUUAUUGCGACAUCGACAUUGCCCAUCUCAUCUCAUACGACGAGGAGCUAGCCCACAAGCUUUCUCAAGACCCGGCAGACAUCAUUCCCCUGUUCGAAGCCGCCCUCAAGAUAUGCACACAACGCAUCGUCUAUCCCUCACAACGCACAAUCAAACUUCCAGAGCACCAGCUGCUCUUGCACUCGGCCGCGUCCGAGCUCUCCAUUCGCGAUCUCACAGCCGCCAGCGUCUCGCGCUUGGUCAGAAUACCUGGCAUCAUCAUCGGUGCCUCCACUCUAUCCUCAAAAUCCACAGCUCUUGCCAUCCGAUGUCGAAACUGCCAACACGAAGAGGUUCUGCCUGUUUCGGGAGGGUUUUCAGGUGUCUCGCUCCCGCGAACAUGCAGCGGCGCAAGAGCAGAAGGCGACAACUCGGAGAAAUGCCCCCUGGAUCCAUACUAUGUCAUGCACGAACGCUGCCAGUUCAUUGAUCAGCAAGUCCUCAAGAUGCAAGAGGCUCCUGAUCAGGUGCCUGUGGGAGAAUUGCCGCGUCACAUCAUGGUCUCGGCUGACCGAUAUCUGGCGAAUCGCGUUGUCCCCGGUACACGUUGCACUGUAAUGGGCAUUUUCUCAAUCUACCAGGCAAAAGGCUCCAAGCGAUCUGGAAAUGCAGCCGUCGCUAUCCGUAAUCCAUAUAUCCGCGCUGUAGGUAUCCACGCUGAUGUCGAUCACACUACCAAGGGUAAUGCCACUUUCACAGAAGAGGAGGAACAGGAAUUUCUCGAAAUGAGCCGACGACCUGACAUUUACGAGGUCUUUGCGAACUGCAUAGCGCCUUCCAUCUACGGCAACAAGGAUAUCAAGAAAGCGAUUGCGUGUCUGUUAAUGGGUGGCUCCAAGAAGAUCCUACCCGAUGGAAUGAAGCUGCGUGGAGACAUCAAUGUUUUACUGCUAGGUGAUCCUGGUACAGCCAAAUCCCAAUUGCUCAAGUUUGUAGAGAAGGCCGCUCCAAUAUCCGUCUAUACAUCUGGAAAGGGAUCGUCUGCAGCCGGUUUGACUGCAUCUGUGCAGCGCGACCACAACACACGGGAGUUUUAUCUGGAAGGAGGCGCGAUGGUGCUUGCCGACGGGGGUGUAGUCUGCAUUGAUGAGUUUGACAAGAUGCGAGACGAGGACCGGGUCGCUAUCCACGAAGCCAUGGAACAACAAACCAUCUCCAUCGCCAAAGCAGGAAUUACAACCAUUCUCAAUUCGCGGACGUCGGUCCUUGCAGCUGCCAAUCCCAUUUUCGGACGCUACGAUGAUAUGAAGACGCCUGGCGAGAACAUCGAUUUCCAAACCACCAUCUUGUCUCGUUUUGACAUGAUCUUCAUUGUGCGCGACGAACAUGAGCGAGGACGAGACGAACGAAUCGCAAAACACGUAAUGAACAUUGCAAUGGGUGGACACGGUGUCGAGGAAACGGUGCAGGCCGAGAUACCCAUUGAGAAGAUGAAGCGCUACGUGACCUACUGCAGACAGCGGUGUGCCCCACGCCUGUCGCCUGAGUCGGCGGAGAAAUUAAGCUCGCAUUUUGUGAGCAUUCGGCGACAAGUACAUGCGUCGGAGAUGAAUGCGAACCAGAGGUCUUCGAUUCCUAUCACGGUGCGUCAACUUGAAGCCAUCAUUCGCAUCACAGAGUCUCUUGCCAAGCUCUCCUUAUCGCCCAUCGCCACGGAAGCACAUGUAGACGAAGCCAUCCGGCUAUUCCUCGCAUCAACCAUGGAUGCUGUGAACCAAGGUGAAGGCCAAGCCUCCAAAGAGCUCAUGGACGAAGUCAACAAAGUCGAAGAAGAGCUCCGACGGCGUAUGCCUAUUGGCUGGCAAGUCAACUUAUCCACACUGAAACGCGAAAUGGUGGAUGGCAAGGGAUAUUCGGAACAGGCACUAGGCCGGGCCCUGCAUGUCAUGGCUGCACGAGAAACCAUCAGAUGGCGACAUGGCGGUAGUGUUGUAUUCAGGAGUAGUGCAUAG
Messenger RNA from Periconia digitata, 2259 nucleotides. Lineage: Eukaryota; Fungi; Ascomycota; Dothideomycetes; Pleosporales; Periconiaceae. The record is from the annotation of a GenBank genome assembly.